CGCAGCUGCUCGCGAUGAAACCGAACUGCACCCGAGCAAAAAUGAAACUGGACUCAAGAUGGUGACACGUCUGGCGUUAAUACAAGUCAGCGUGUUGCUGUAUGCGAGCGGCAGGAAAAAAAAAAAAAAAAGCCACGGAGGUGUGAGGACCCCAACCGCAAAGGACAGAAGUGGGUCAGCAGGGGGAAGUUUUCCGCUCAGGCACAGUUCACACUCCACACACCAACUUCUCAGCGCAUGCAGGGAGAGAGGUGGCGCAGCCCCCCAGCUCGGCGUGAGCUGCGCAGACCGCUCAGGCUCCCAGUGCGCUCACGCUUUCGUGUGUUCGGACUUGUCCAACAACUUUGUCCUCACUCACUGUGCCGCGCGCAGCAGCUGCCCGCGCAAACUAUGCGCGCUGACUGCCCAACUUCUGUCCGCCAACUUUUAAGCCCAGGCGGGAUGGCGUCGAACGCGAAGCCGGACCCGGGUCAUCGCGGUGAGGGUGUUUGUCAGCGAGGAUGCGGGCUUGUGGUGCCCGCCGAGGACGUGAUCCGAGGGGAGCACUGCUGCGUGGACGCGCUCCGCCGGGUUACCGACGCGCUGGAAGAAAGAAGCGCAAGUUUGGAGCACGAAGCCCGGAUGGCGAGGCUCAGGUGGAACCGGAGGGAGCAGUUCCUGUUGGCCCAGGUGUCAGCUCUGCAGAACGAGGCUCAGCUCUCUGCUCUCAAGUACCAACGCAGACUGCACCAGUACAUGCUGCACAUCAACAGCAUUGCAGAGCAAGUCACCGGGUACUACAAGAGCGAUUUGAAGACGGCUGCUGACGUGCAGCGCUGCGUGCCGGAGAAAGCAACGUGCGCGGGAGCAGAGCCGCAGGAGCACGUCAAAGCACCUGAGGUGAACGGAAAGGAGUUGUCCAAGUCCAGCCAUGAGGACGCUGUGGAGGCCUUUCACGUCGCCAAGGACCCCGUCGUGGUGCAGGUCAUCAGGCGGACCCCCAGCGGCCGCCCCCAUGGCCCCCCUCAGGAAAUCCAUGUGGUGGAUGAGUGCACUCAGACCGACAUCACCUUUGAACACAUCAUGGCGCUGGCAAAGCUGCGGCCUUCAACCCCUCCUGUGCCUGAUGUCUGUCCCUUCCUGCUCUCUGACAGAUUCCAGCAAAGACAAAGGCUGGGAAAUCCUGUCACUUUGAGCUGUCAUUCUCUUCAUACAAUGGACCAGAAUUACUAUGAAGGGACAGACUACCUCUCCCCUGUUCCAGCUGAUGGAGAGAGGACAGAGGAGUUCGAGUACGAGGAAGUGGAAUUGUGUCGACUCAACAGCCAAGAGAAGUUGGGUUUAACUCUGUGCUACAGGACAGAUGAAGAGGAGGAUGUGGCCAUCUAUGUCAGUGAGAUCAGUCCAAACAGCAUUGCUGCCAGAGAUGGACGCAUCCGAGAGGGGGAUCGCAUUUUACAGAUUAAUGGCCAAGACGUACAAGACAGAGAGGAAGCAAUGGCUGCACUCUCCAAUGAUGAGUGUAGGAACAUUGUUCUGCUGGUUGCCAGACCUGAGAUGCAGCUGGAGGAGGCCUGGCUGGAUGAUGAGCACAGCGAGUUCCUGGAGCAGCUAAAGAUGGAAAUGUUGGAGGAACAGCAGAGAGAGGAGAUGGAAUUAGCUGCCUUGCAGGAGGAGCAGGAGAAUGAACAGAGAGCAGAAGAUGAUAAGCCCACCUGCUCCACACUCCCUCAUCAUAAGGACAGUGUACUGAGUAUAAAAGACAGAAUGGAAAGCUCAGGGCAUAAUGUCCUGGCACACAUCCAGAGACGUCUGUCCCAGUGCCUGAGAGACAAUCGGGACACACACAUCACCAGUGGCUCCACGCAGCUAGAGGACAAAGAGGAUGAGGACAAUGACGAGACGGAGGGUGAUCGUUUCCAGCAGCUCUUGGAGCUGAAGUGUCAAAUUCGCAACAGCGGUGAGUACGACCUGUUCUACAGCCGCCGCAGCACCAUUGAGUGCAGCAUGGGGGAGCCGGGCGGCGUACAGCAUGAGCUGCGUAUGCUCAAUGAGGAGCUGCGCAGUAUCGAGCUUGAAUGUCAGAACAUCAUGCAGGCUCACAAGCUCCGUAAGGGCCAGCAGUCUCCCUCAACGGGCCGCUCUGCACCCUCCACCAAAAACCAAAGCCUCCACCGCGGCGAGCCCACAAGGGGUAAGUUAGCAGACAUUAAUGAGAGGCUGGAGAAAUCGGACAAGGACAGCUCCAGUGCCUAUAACACAGCGGAGAGUUCACGCAGUACCCCUUUGGCAAUGGACCGCUCCCCGGAGCACUCACUCCAGAGGAUGGUUAGUCUCACCAACCAGAGGAACCUCUGCAGCAGCCUUGCCACUGGCCACUCUCUUAGCCCAAGCCCCAUCCCGGCAUGCCGUACUCCAGUUCCAGGCAAGAGCAGCAGCCCCGACCACAGCAAUCCUUCUGAGUCAGACCAGACACCUCAGGCUGAGGAGGAGAGUAGAGGGACAUUAAAGCCACAUGCUUGCCAGAUUCCUUACUUUUCUCCGUCCCACAGUUCCCAGCAAAGGCAGGCCAACAUCCCAGCUCAUGCCCGCCACUACCAGAGCUACAUGCAACUGAUCCAGCAGCGCUCAGCUGUAGAGUAUGCUCAGAGCCAGCUCAGCCUGCUCAGUGUGUGCAAAGAGCCUCAGACGCCCAUUAACGAGCCCAAGAUGGAGUGGAAGGUCAAGAUCCGCAGCGACGGCACCCGCUACAUCACCAAGAGGCCUGUGAGAGACAAGAUCCUGAGGGAGCGUGCUCUAAAGAUUAAAGAAGAACGCAGUGGGGGAAUGACCACAGACGACGAUGCAAUGAGUGAAAUGAAGAUGGGAAGGUACUGGAGUAAAGAGGAAAGAAAGCAGCACCUGGUCAGGGCAAAAGAACAGAGAAAAAGGCGAGAGUUCAUGCAGCGUAGUCGGCUGGAAAGCUUGAGGGAGAAUCCUCAGAGCAGCAGCGAGGGUCGCAAGGAAGUCAGCAUUAUAGAGCUCAGCCACAAGAAGAUGAUGAAGAAACGCAACAAGAAGAUCCUGGACAACUGGAUGACCAUCCAGGAGCUGAUGACUCAUGGUACCAAGGCCCCUGAAGGAGCCAAGGUGCACAAUGCCUUCCUGUCAGUCACUACUGUAUAAAAAAAACAAAACAAAAACAAAAAAAAAACCACACACAUUCUACCCCAUGCGGUA
Molecule: messenger RNA, 3198 nt
Organism: Xiphias gladius (swordfish)
Lineage: Eukaryota; Metazoa; Chordata; Actinopteri; Istiophoriformes; Xiphiidae
Product: PDZ domain-containing RING finger protein 4-like
Exons: 10
Coding region: 238-3144 (968 amino acids)
Molecular function (GO): protein binding
Source: RefSeq, a predicted model, not a curated record